AAGGGAUCUGUGAGUGUGAAGGGGAAAAGGGGUUAGAAGACGACGAAACUACAGAGAGAGUAGGGAAAAACUUAGAUCUGGUAGGAUGGACAGUGCUCCAUGAGAUCAAAAUUAAGAGGCACUGUGGACUAUAGGGGCAAGAGUGAAGCAGCUUGAAAGCAGUAAAAACAAAAGUGGGGAAGAUAACAUACAGAAUGGCUUCUUGGGGUAGAAGUGAGAGGAGUGACUGACCCAUCGUGUUGUUCAUGCCGGUUGCAUAUUACCCCCAUUGGUGUGUGUGAUUGAAUUCACAAAGAAGAAGUAUCAGGACAGUUCUUUCAGGAAAAAAGGUGAUUGUAAAGUCUAGCUGGAAAUAAGUACAGGAUGGCUUGGUUAACUGCUGCCUUUCCCUGUGGCGCCCUCCUUGAAUGUCGGUUACCAUGGCGAAGCGCGAGUCUAACAGCAGCAGCCCUGUUGUCAGGCAAAUAGACAAGCAGUUCCUGGUGUGUAGCAUCUGUCUGGACCACUAUCACAAUCCCAAAGUCCUGCCCUGCCUGCAUACCUUCUGCGAAAGGUGUCUUCAGAACUACAUCCCGCCCCAGUCCCUGACUCUGUCCUGCCCAGUGUGCCGACAGACUUCCAUCCUGCCUGAGAAGGGGGUCGCUGCCUUGCAGAACAACUUUUUCAUCACCAACCUGAUGGAGGUCCUGCAGCGAGACCCAGAGUGUGCCAGGCCCGAGGCCUGCAGCGUGCUGGAGUCUGUCAGCGCUGCAGCAGCUGGCAAACCCCUGUCCUGCCCCAACCACGAGGGCAAGGUUAUGGAGUUCUACUGCGAGUCAUGUGAGACUGCAAUGUGCCUGGAAUGCACGGAGGGGGAGCACAGGGAGCACGUGACUGUUCCUCUGCGCGAUGUUCUAGAGCAGCACAAGGCAGCACUGAAGAACCAACUGGAUGCCAUUCGGAACAGGCUCCCCCAGCUGACAGCGGCCAUCGAGCUGGUGAAUGAGAUCUCAAAGCAGCUGACCGAGCGCAAGAACGAAGCGGUGAGCGAAAUCAGCAGCACCUUUGAAGAGCUGGAGAGAGCACUGCACCUCCGCAAGAACGCCCUCAUCACAGACCUAGAGAGUAUCUGCAGUGCCAAGCAGAAGGUGCUGCAGGCGCAGCUGGCCUCUCUACUGCAGGGCAAAGAGCACAUCCAGAGCAGCUGCAGCUUCACAGAGCAGGCCCUGAGCCAUGGCAGCGCUACUGAGGUGCUCCUGGUUCGCAAGCAGAUGAGUGAACGGGUCAGUGCCCUGGCCAGGCAUGACUUCCCCGAGCACCCGCACGAGAACGCUCACCUGGACUGUCUGGUGGAGACUGAGGGGCUGCGACGCUCCAUCCAGAACCUAGGAGUGCUUCUGACCACGAGCGCCGUGGGCCACACCAGCGUGGCCACGGGUGAGGGGCUCCGGCACGCCCUUGUGGGGCAGCACACCACUGUCACCGUGACAACCAAGGACAAGGAGGGGGAGCUGGUGAAGACGGGGAAUGCCAUCCUGCGUGCCGAGAUCAUCGCCCCGGACGGGAGCUACACCGAGGCCGAGGUGACGGACAACAAGAAUGGCACGUAUGAAGUGGGCUACACCCUCCGUUCUGAGGGAGAGUUCUCCUUCUCCCUCACACUGUACGACCAGCCGGUGCGGGGCAGCCCCUUCCGCCUGCGUGCGGUCAAGCCGUCCGACGUACCCCAAUCACCUGACGACGUCAAGCGGCGGGUGAAGUCUCCCAGUGGCGGUGGAGGGCAUGUGCGGCAGAAGGCAGUGCGCCGACCCUCCAGCAUGUACAGUACAGGCAAGAAGAAGGAGAACCCCAUCGAGGACGAAAUGAUCUACCGCGUUGGGACCCGAGGCCGGGAGAAGGGAGAGUUCACUAAUCUUCAGGGGAUCUCUGCCUCCAGCAAUGGGCGCAUUGUGGUGGCAGAUAGCAACAAUCAGUGCAUUCAGGUGUUCUCAAACGAUGGGCAGUUUAAACUGAGGUUUGGGGUCAGAGGUCGCUCACCCGGGCAGCUCCAGCGCCCUACUGGUGUGACCGUGGAUAUGAAUGGUGACAUCAUUGUGGCUGAUUAUGACAACAGAUGGGUUAGCAUUUUCACCUCAGACGGGAAAUUCAAGAAUAAAAUCGGAGCUGGCCGCCUCAUGGGGCCAAAGGGAGUAGCUGUAGAUCGCAAUGGGCACAUCAUUGCUGUUGACAACAAGGCCUGCUGUGUCUUCAUCUUCCAGUCGAAUGGCAAACUCGUGACUAAGUUUGGAGCAAGGGGCACGUCAGACAGGCAGUUUGCAGAAAAAAGUGGUGCAAACUUUGCACUGGAGCAAAAGCUUAGUAAAUCUGGCCCCGUGUUCAGCCCUCACUUCGUUGCAGUAAAUAACAAGAAUGAAAUUGUGGUGACAGACUUUCAUAAUCACUCUGUCAAGGUGUAUAGUGCUGAUGGAGAGUUCCUUUUCAAAUUUGGCUCUCAUGGAGAAGGAAAUGGUCAGUUCAAUGCUCCAACAGGGGUGGCCGUUGAUGCAAAUGGUAACAUCAUCGUGGCAGACUGGGGAAACAGCCGAAUACAGGUAUUUGACAGCUCAGGAUCAUUCCUGUCCUACAUUAACACCACAGCAGACCCCCUCUAUGGACCCCAAGGCCUGGCACUGACCUCUGAUGGACACGUUGUGGUUGCAGACUCGGGGAACCACUGCUUCAAAGUCUACCGUUAUCUGCAGUAAAGCCAGCAAAAUUUUCCUGAGAUUUGCCAAACAAGCACUGACCGGAGACAUGUAAAAUGGUGCAUUUUUUAUGUUACUUUGCACAUUAGCAAAUCUGGAAAUCAUAAAACCUAAGCUCUCACCUGACAAGAAGAAGAAAAAAACAUCUGCUUUAUGUGGGUUUCUGCUAACAGUGUGAGAAACUUCAACCACAAGAGCUAACGGACUCGUAAUUCUAUUUUAUUUAAGAAAAAUACAAUUCUUAUAUCAGGUGAAUUGAAGGAUAAAAGUAAAACAUGUCUGUAGAUAUAAAAAAGCUAACCACAUACAUUGGCAUGUGGAUAAAGAAACAAGUUAAAACAUUUCUGUAGCAAAAGAAACAAGCUGGAGAGUUGAGGAGUAGUAGCGUUUCCAAAUGCAUGACAUUUGUAGCUUAUCAGAGCAGCCAUGGAGAGAGCAGUGCUAAUUUAUCAGUAGCUUAUCCAGUUUUAAAAAAAACACAUAAAAAAGAUGGUCGUCCUCUACUCAAGAUAUGAGUAGAAUAAGGAGGCAGCAACGUUACUCUUUACAUUCAUUUCAUUGAGAAAGUAAUUAAAUUUUUUAAGAAAUAAAUCACAUCCAUCUGUUCACUUAAUUCUCAAGUACCAUCUGUGCAUUUACGUUUGUUGUAUAUUUAUUCUAUAUUUAUAUAUAGUAUAUGCUGUAUAUGAAAUCAAUCACUAAUUCUUCAUCUACAGUUUCAAAUUCUCCUAAAACCUUCAAUAAAUCAAAAUCAGGCUAGUAUUUUGUGUGGAAGGCUGCGGAUGGCAAAGUUGAGUUCUGGACUUCCCCAGCCUUGAACUUUUGAGAUCUCUGUAGUAUUUAUUGCAAAAAGUUGACAGCACAAUUCAGCAUUUUUAUAAAAAAAAAUCUGAAAAAAAAAGAAAAAAACAGAAUGGAUUUAGUUUUGUCUUAAUUUAUUUUCUUUUUUCUACAUGGUUUUAUCUUUUGAAGGUUAUUUUUCUAAUUUUUAAAUGUUUGAUUUGCCAAACAUCAACUUUAUCGGACUUUAUUAACAUCAUCUGCUCAUUAUUAGCUCCAAUUCAGUUCUGUAAAGUCAGUUUCCAUGGCAAACAAUAACAGGAACCAAUACUGGAACAAAAUUACUCAGCGUUAAUGCUUCAAAUCCUAGAUUUCAAAUCUCUUACACUUGACCAAAGAAAUACCAUGUUCAAAACGUUCUUUUGAAGUAUUCUCAACAUUUUUAAAGAGAAAGAAAACAUUGAGUAGCUGGUAUUUGAUGGAUUCUUCCAGUUUCUUGUGAUAUGGUUCCACUGGUCAUCUAAGCCCUGUGUACAGUAUGUGGUAUCUGGUUGUAUUAAUUCCUGAACAAUUCCUUGAAAUACAUGUCUAUAGAAAACAAAGCUGCCUCAACGUUAUUCAAUUACAAGUGAAACAAAGUGGAAAGUGUUCAAAUGUAUACAUAUUGGAGGUGAGAUCUCUGCAAUGGCAUUUAAGAAUCCAGAUUGUUUUGUGGAAUUAAAAACAGUUUAAGAUGAAUCUGAAGUACAAUAAGUGACAAAAAAGUAGACUUGUGUUAGAAAACUACAGGUAUGGAGGACUUUUUUAUUUGGCUCACUGCCAAGUAAAAUUCAUAUUGAAUCUCAUUCCUCAAAGGCUUGCAUUCCAUUAAAUCAAAAAGCUGCUAAAAGCUUGUAGGAAUAGGUACCGUUCCUUCUGUAAAUAGAUCUGUUUUUUUCAUGAAUUAGCACAGCACAUUAGUGAACAUCGGCUCCCUGAAGUUAGGGCUUGUUCUUGUCGCUGAAAAGUGUAGGUAUUUUUUGAAUUGCUGCAAAGAGAUUGAGGAUAAUCAUUUUUCUUCCUCUAGCCAGUUGCAAGUCUAGCCAUCCUUCACUUCAUGUAUAGUAUUUACUGUAUCUGACUCAUGAGUGUGGUAGUGGAAUCCAUUUCCUUAUAGAAGCCUUCAUUUAAUUUUCUGUCAAAAGAAAUCUGUAAAAAUCUGCCUGUUUCUGGGUUUUAAACAUUUUAAAACAUCAGUUUUUGUAACUAAGAAACACUUGGCCUAAAUUGGUUUGGAUACUGCCAGGGCUGUACAAGGUCCAGUAACAAUGAGAAAUAUUAGCAAUCAAACCACUUGCACAGUUGAUAUAAAACACAUUGUAAAUACUAACCCAACUUUAAAAGUAUCAUAUUGAUUGAAAAUCUAGACAUCCCAUAUCAUAGAAUCAUUAUUGAUGAGGUUAAUUUCAGCAGGUUUGUAGUAUUUGUGCUGUAUUCUCUUGUGGGCUUCCCUACAUGAGAUAAACACUUUUCUCACAGGGUAAGGGGUGUAUACAGUACAUACAGUAAGCAGAGCCUGAUGUGGUUUACCUUUGGGUUAUGCCUUGACUAAAGCUAUCUUUGGUUAUAUUUUGCUAAUAUGAAAGAGACCUGUACUAGGAAGUUAAUAUGAAACGCACAAUUUGGUAUGUCAUGAGUAUUUUCUAUGCUGGUAAAAAACAAGAUAAAUAAAAUCUAUCAAAAAUAUAUUGAAAACAACAUAUUAGUCAGAGCUGUCAUUGACAGUGAAUUGUAUAAUAACAUCCCCAGAGCAGGUCAUAAAAGUAUCUUAACACUCUUGUCACUUUUCUUUAGUAUUUCAUUUUUGUUGUUGUUUUUUUUCUGAACUACUUAUAUACUGUGCAUUCAAUUCAAGGUAUGGUCAUAUUUUCUAACCCCAAUCAUGUACAGUGUUAUGGUCAUUAACUUCUACCAGUGCAUGAAACAAGACUUCGAGCAGAAUUUUGUAACAAGUUAUCAAGAAAGAGACAUUGUCUACAUUAAACUCGAUGUAAUUGUUUAUUUGAAUGGUAGAAUUUUACCUAUUUGAAAAAGUUAGCAGACAUUGAAUUGGGAAAAAGUCACUUCUUUCAGUCCUCUUUUUUUAGGGCACUUUGGAUUUUCUGGCUAUUGAAUAGACACUUCACAUCGCCGGUGUAAAGAAGAAAAUCGAGUAUUGCGGUGGUCAGAGUGGUAUUUCAACAAUUACGUUACAUAUUCAAUAAAAAUCCGAAUAAUGUUCAACCUCCAACAGUUCAAAAUGAGGUGGCAAAUUGUAAAAUAAAUGUGGGGCGAUUUGCUUUGGAAAAUCUUUGUAACAGCGGAUUAUUGAUCUCAGCUUAAUAAAUACAUUUAGCCAGGAGUCUUUAUUUCAGCAUCCGUAAACCACAUAAUGUACUGACCAUAAAAAAAAAACUUUUAAAAGUGACAAAAUCACUGACCUAUCAGGAAAAUGACAAUCUUCUUUUGAAGGUACAGUAGUUGACUGGUGUUCCAUUCCAACAACAGGACGUCUACUGUUUAAGUCACAAGCUUGUGGUGUGUGUGUGGUCACUGCUGGAAAUAAUACAAGCUUUACAUCUGCGAUGUAUGCUUUGUGCCAUGUUCCAGAUGCUGUUUUGUGGUUGCCAUGAAUCACUACAAGUAAUUUACUUAAACAGCUAGACACUCCCUAUCAGAUGAUCUGUUGUAAACAGCAACUACUGCGUCAUUCUGCCUUUCUGCACCACACUUUCUUACCUUCAUCUGGUUAAAACCUAUAGGACAAAACCUAUAUUUGUCACUUAAUCCUUGGCUCCACUGCUGGAAAGUAUGUCUGGCGUAACUUAAUCCAGCUCCUAACAUACUGUAUCGAUGGCAUACAGUCUUUAUUCUAUUCAUAAGAGGGAGCUUGUUUGUUCUGUCCUGUUCUGUUCAAUUAUUUCCCUUGAUUUUCAACAGUCUUGACAUUCAAAAGGUUAAUUCACCUUAUUACUGUACCUGUGCCCACUCCACUCUCACUAAUGAGGUAAUUUAAUGCUCAUGCAACUGUUGCUGAAACACUGUCAAUCAUGGAUGAUCAAUCAUUCAAAAUGACAUCACAAACAUCCAUUUAAUAUGUAAAUAUGUAUUUUUUUUCUAGAAAUACACAUGCAAAGAAUGGUUUCUUCUGAUGCUUUGUAUAGAAUAAAGAAGUGCCCCCAAAUGGUAAGUCAAUACUGGUCUUAAUAGAAAAGGUUCACUUUACUGAGGGUUGAUAUUUGAAGAAGCUUAAGUCAGGAGGAACAGAGCCAUGAGUGUCCUGGUUUGCCACAGAAACUGUUUGACAGGAGCCAUUAAGUAACACAAUGAACUGAAAAUCUGAAACAGAAGAACCUGAAGCUCCUCGUUUUGGAACACUAGUAAAUGUUAAUUAAGGUGAAGCACAAAUUUUAAAAACAAGUUGAGGAGAAAAAAAGAAUGGAGCAGUGGAUUGUUAUACAAAUGCAGCAGGUUUUUACAUGCUUUGAUAAGACAAAAGUAGUCUGUUACCAGGCCUUGCUAGUUUUCUUGUUUCAUGUACCAUUUAAUUUCAUGGUAAUAAUUCAUUGUAAAUUCUGCUGAACUAUCAGGAUUAUUUGUCAUGGUCGUUGGACACUACACCUUUAAAGCAGCAAAAUGUUUAUCUAAACCAAAAAAGUAAAGCUGAACCAAUUCAACAAAUUGCAUUACUGAAUGCUGCAGGGUUGAUAAAGCAUUAAUAAACUGAUUAAGCAUUAUCUUAUCAAGGGGAUGAUUGUGAUUUAUUUCAAGUUUUUACACAAGCAUAUUUGUUUCUUUGAUGUACCACAUGCGAGUUUGAUCUUAAACAACAUCAUGCGUAAACUGUUAAAAAGAUGUUUCUGAAAGAGUACAUGCAGAAAACAUUGGAAUGACUCUUAAGGUUUGCUUCUCUUAAAAUAAUGUCAUACUUGUACAGUAUGUACUGUAAGUGUUUGCUGGCAGGUCUUUACAAAACUUUGCUGGUACACUAUAUUAUCAGUUUGAAAAGAAUCAAAAUAUUUUUACUUUUCAGAAGGGAUUGCAUUGAGCAGUAUCUUUGUAAGACACAUUGUAAAGCUCUGUAAAGUAAAGAAUUGAUUGGUCGAAGGGUUCUUUACUGUUUUCUAUAAUGUAUUCAUGUCUACAGAAGAAUUAAUGUGAGGCGAUCCUUGCUUAAGAUUUGAAGCUGUGAGUGAAAGGCUGGCACUUUCUCUUCUACCCUCUGGCAGAACGGAAGUCAACACUAAAUGUUAAUUCAAAUGUUAUAAUUAAAAUCCUUUUAAUAAUGUAAAUGGAUAAUUUAACCUGAAGUCUCAAUAAUCAUAAGGCAUUUUCAUAGUGCUACAUAAUUGAAAAUCUUUAAAUAGUGGCACUUUAACAUUUCACUGAGAUGCCUAAAACAAUUUUAAGGGUGGAUUUGUUGGAUCUGGCGUACUGGCAUAUUAUAAGCUUCAUCCCAGUAAUAAUGUAAGGUUUGGUAAAAUGUUAUUGUCUUCAUCUGUUCAGCGGGAUAGAAAAUUAUUUAAUCUUCCUUACUUCUAACUUCUUCUGAAGUUAGUUGGCCUUAUUUUAAAAAUGAACUAGUACCUUUAAUGAAGAGUAGAUAAAAUGUUUGCCUUUUCUUCAGUAGACAUGAGGCUCAACCAAAUUCACUCUUUGUUGAGACUAAUGAAGUCAUUUUGUGGUGCUGUUAAAAUUUGAAAGAUGGUUGAAGUUAUGUGAAAAAGAUGUAAAUGUUAAAUGUGGCUUGGAUCAUAAUUUUUGUACUUGUAUGUACUUCAGCCUUUUUUGACAAUUUUCCUGCCCAAUUCAUAGGAAUCCAUUUUGUGUGCUCAAGUUUAAGCACGGUUUUGUAUCCUCAGUUAGUCAUGCCACAACAAACCCAUUCCUGUAGUGUGUGGGUAUUCUACAGCUAGUGCGUAGCAGACAUCCAACCCAAAUUCUAAAAAAGAACUUUAGUUCAGAAAACCUGGACAUGUACUGUAAGAAACUUAUGGGUUGGUAAUUCUAAUCCCUUGAAGUUGUUCUAAAAAUGUACUGAAGCUAAAAAUCUCUGGUGUUAGACAGCACUGCAUAAAAUGCUUUGAUUUGAACUAGCCAUUCUUAAACUGAAUUCAGUUUGGCAGUAGGGUGUCACUUGGCCCCAUAAUACUCUUCGAGAGAACAGGAUUUUAAACUUUUGUCUUUGCUACAGUUACCGGAAGUGAAUAACAUCAGAAAAUAUUAUUUUCCUAAACCACAGCCGUGCUCAGAUAAUGCGCUUAGCUUGCUACACUGUGCUAAUGAUAUGAUGAACAUCAUUGCAAUCAUGAGUCAGGGCAUGGAUUCCUUUUAACGUUUGGAAUCGGUCGUGGAAACAAAGUAAACUGCGGCUUUAAACCGUGGAGAAACUCACCAACAGCAGAAUACAGUUUUUAAUGCAAGAAAGACAAGAUAUCAAAUUCAAAGUUAACAAUUACAUCUAUCAAAGCUUUAAUAUAAUAGGUUUUAAUGUAUCUGUCCCCUGUGACCAUGGAGCCCGUUGACCUCCCUAUCUGAAAUAAAUGAGACCUUUUUGAAAGUCUGAAAGUGGCUUUUAUGCCGGAUUUUUCAUUUGCCUAGAAAACCCAAUCUGAGGAUGAUGCCGAAACAUACAAUGAGCCCCAGGGGGCUGAGUUAUCUAUUCAAGGCUUUACAGGCUGCCUGCUCAGUGUCCAAGUGAAAAUGAAGUAAUUUAACAUCCAUGCUGUCAGUACUGAUGCCAAGGCUCUCCAGUUAACAAAUGUUCUAAAAUCUGAAAAGAAUGAGUUCACAUCCUUGCUUUCUUAUCUAGCUCUUUUUUUCUCUCUGGAUAGGUAUAACUUAACCACAGCAAGCAGAGUCUGCUACUGUAAAUAAACUCUAGAUCACACAAACUGGGCAUGUUAUUACCCUAGGUACUGCAUCAGCAAGACAAACAGUUUCUGGUAAAGAACACAGGCAAAACUGUGAAGUUUCAAUAAUGGGGCUUCCUAAACUGAUAGGAACUACUUUUCUGAUUGUAUUCUUUGUGAAAGAGUCUUGAUAUGAUAUUGGGCACUUUAGUAUAAUUUGCACUUACAGCCCCAGAUAAUUUGUUUUGGCAAUAUAUCCAUUCUGUAAAUAUUGCUCAGAGGCAAAACUGAUAGAGUUCAUGGCGGGGAAAAAAAACUUGAAUUUCACUUGAAGGUUAGAUUUAAGUUUUUGCCACUAUUGUUUUCAAUCCAGUAGCAUAAUAUCUGUUUAGUAAAGACUUGUAUUACAUCAUCCUUUGAACGUACAAUAAUCACAGUAUUUUGAAUCCUGGAAAAACAAAACUUUCCCUUUUAAAUCAUGGAGUCAUAUGGUCACCCUCUUUCUCCUAUGACUGAAUGAAUGUAUACAUUAGAGUUUCAAUGUAUUACACCCACAGCCAUAGCGUAGCUGUAGAAUCCAGAUGGUAUAGCUAUAGAGGCCAGCACUGGUCUGUUGUUUUAGUAGCCUAUUGUCACUGUAACACUGAAUACAGUAAUUUACUCCUUUUACUAAGAGAACCAUGUUAUGGAAAAAUAAAAAUAUUUAUGUUUUAAACACAGAAAUGAUAUUAAAUGGUUUAUCUAUUAAA
Molecule: messenger RNA, 10122 nt
Organism: Lepisosteus oculatus (spotted gar)
Lineage: Eukaryota; Metazoa; Chordata; Actinopteri; Semionotiformes; Lepisosteidae
Gene: trim3b
Product: tripartite motif containing 3b
Biological process (GO): negative regulation of translation; protein polyubiquitination; proteasome-mediated ubiquitin-dependent protein catabolic process
Molecular function (GO): ubiquitin protein ligase activity; zinc ion binding; protein binding
Source: RefSeq, a predicted model, not a curated record